Messenger RNA from Onychostruthus taczanowskii (white-rumped snowfinch), 1270 nucleotides. RefSeq names its product leucine rich repeats and transmembrane domains 2 (gene LRTM2). The transcript is spliced from 3 exons. Gene Ontology annotation, molecular function: protein binding. Lineage: Eukaryota; Metazoa; Chordata; Aves; Passeriformes; Passeridae. Gene Ontology annotation, cellular component: plasma membrane. Bases 66 to 1178 code for a protein of 370 amino acids. The record is from RefSeq and is a predicted model, not a curated record.
UUCUCCCUUUGGGGCCGUGGGCCAGGCUGGCUGUUGGAUGUGAAGACACGCUGGAGAAGACCACGAUGCUGCCUGCAAGUGCUGGCCACCGGUGGAGGAGCAGGUCCCUCAUGAGGUGGCAGGAGGCUUGUCUGCUUGGCUGCUGGCUCUCACUAUGUGCUGCUGAGUCCUUCUUUGCUUGCCCUUCCUCCUGCAAGUGUAACAGUGGCAACCUGGAAGUGGACUGCAGUGGCUUGGGCCUCUCUUCCAUUCCCUCAGACAUCCCCACAAACACCAGGACCUUCCUCUUUCUCAACAACAAACUCAGCAUCCUGCCAGGAGCAGUGUUUUCCAACCUCUCCGCUCUGCAGAGGUUGGAUCUAUCCAACAACUUCUUGGACCAGCUCCCUCAGAACAUCUUCAGUGACCUGGGGAACCUCACAGAGCUCCAGCUGAGGAACAACAGCAUCCGGGCCUUGGACAAGGACCUGCUCCAGCACACGGCCCUGCUGCGCCGGCUGGAUCUCUCCAUCAACGGCUUGGCCCAGAUCCCUUCGGGCAUCUUUGACGACCUCCCUGCUCUCCGCUCCCUCUCCCUCAGGUCCAAUCGCCUGCAGAGCCUGGACAGGGUGACCUUUGAGCCUCUAACCAGCCUGCAGCAGCUCCAGGUUGGGGAUAACCCCUGGGAAUGCGACUGCAACCUCCGAGACUUCAAGCACUGGAUGGAGUGGUUCUCCUACCGAGGUGGGAAAAUCGACCAGCUGGCCUGCACCUUGCCCAAGGAGCUGAAAGGAAAGGACAUGCGGAUGGUGCCCAUGGAGAUGUUCAACUACUGCUCCCAGCUGGAUGACGAGAACAGCUCUACAGUGCUGGACAAUACUGGCCCACCUUGCACUAAAGGAAGCCCUGCUCCUUCCAAAUCUAAAUCAGGCCCAGAAACAGAAGUGGAGCCCAGUGUGGGAUGCCCUCAGAAACAGCGGUACAGGCCUGUGAGCGUGCGCCGGGCUAUUGGCACUGUGAUCAUUGCAGGGGUGGUUUGUGGCAUCGUUUGCAUCAUGAUGGUGGUGGCAGCUGCCUAUGGCUGCAUCUAUGCCUCCCUCAUGGCCAAGUACCACAGGGAGCUGAAGAAGAGGCAGCCACUCAUGGGUGACACAGAAGGUGAACAUGAAGAACAAAAACAAAUAUCUUCUGUGGCGUGAAACUGUUCUAGGAAGGAAGGGACAGCGAUGAAAAAAGGUACCUGAGAGCAGUCAAGCAUGGGGUCCUCCCAAAAUACAUCUUCCCAGACAGA